AUGGAAAGUCAAGUCAUCAACCGCGGCGGCAGCAGGCAGGGCGGCCCGCCGGGUGCUCCGAGAAUGUACAAGCAGUCAAUGGCCCAGCGAGCCAGAACUAUGGCCCUGUACAACCCUAUACCGGUGCGACAAAACUGCUUCACUGUCAACCGAUCUCUGUUCAUCUUCAGUGAGGACAACUUUGUGAGAAAAUACGCCAAAAAGAUCACCGAAUGGCCUCCAUUUGAGUACAUGAUCCUGGCUACCAUCAUCGCCAACUGCAUCGUCCUGGCCCUGGAACAGCACCUUCCAGAAAGGGACAAGACACCCAUGUCAGAGCGCUUGGAGGACACAGAACCCUACUUCAUUGGCAUUUUCUGUUUCGAGUCGGGCAUUAAGAUCUUGGCUUUGGGCUUUGCCUUCCAUAAGGGCUCGUACCUACGCAAUGGCUGGAAUGUCAUGGACUUUGUAGUGGUGCUUACUGGAAUCCUGUCCACAGUGGGCUCAGACUUUGAUCUGAGGACGCUGCGUGCUGUUCGAGUGUUGAGACCCCUCAAACUGGUGUCUGGGAUUCCCAGCUUGCAGGUUGUGCUUAAAUCCAUCAUGAAGGCCAUGAUCCCUCUGCUGCAGAUCGGUCUGUUGCUCUUCUUUGCCAUCCUCAUGUUCGCCAUCAUUGGUCUGGAGUUCUACAUGGGCAAAUUUCACACUACUUGCUUUGACAAAAUCACCGAUGAGAUCCGGGAGGAGUUUCCAUGUGGGAAAGAGGCUCCCGCUCGGACGUGUCCUAAUGGAACAGAAUGUAAAAAGUACUGGAUUGGACCUAACUAUGGAAUUACCCAGUUUGACAACAUCCUGUUUGCCGUGCUCACAGUCUUCCAGUGCAUCACCAUGGAGGGCUGGACUGACCUGUUAUACUAUAGCAAUGAUGCUUCAGGGAGUGCAUGGAACUGGAUGUACUUCAUCCCCCUCAUCAUCAUCGGCUCCUUCUUCAUGCUCAAUCUUGUGCUGGGUGUGCUGUCAGGAGAGUUUGCCAAAGAAAGGGAGCGUGUGGAGAACAGGAGUGAGUUUCUUAAGCUGAAGCGUCAGCAGCAGAUAGAGAGAGAGCUGAACGGAUAUCUGGAGUGGAUCUGCAAAGCAGAAGAGGUGAUUUUGGCUGACGAGGACAAUGACCCAGAUGACCGGAUACCCUUUGACGGCUCGCGGAGGAGGCCUACCAUCAAGAAGAAUAAAACAGACCUGCUCGAUGCAGAGGAUGGAGAUGGAGAUAUAGUCUCCUUUCCCUCUCUCCUAAAUCCAGACUUUGCUGAGUUCAUCUUCCUGGGGAUCUUUAUGUCAGAGAUGUGUAUUAAGAUGUAUGGGCUGGGGACCAGACCUUAUUUUCACUCCUCCUUCAACUGUUUUGACUGCAUUGUCAUUUGUGGCAGCAUUUUCGAGGUGCUCUGGGCUAUGAUCCAGCCAGGAACCUCGUUUGGGAUCAGUGUGUUACGAGCUCUCAGGUUACUGAGGAUCUUCAAAGUGACCAAGUAUUGGGCGUCUCUGAGGAACCUGGUGGUGUCUUUGCUGAACUCCAUGAAGUCCAUUAUCAGUUUACUCUUCCUCCUUUUCCUCUUCAUUGUGGUCUUUGCAUUGCUGGGCAUGCAGCUGUUUGGAGGACAGUUUAAUUUUGAAGCUGGCACACCACCAACAAACUUUGAUACUUUUCCUGCAGCAAUAAUGACAGUAUUUCAGAUCCUAACGGGUGAAGAUUGGAACAUGGUCAUGUAUGAUGGGAUCGAGUCUCAGGGCGGAGUCAGAAAGGGCAUGGUCUUCUCAGUCUUUUUCAUCGUUCUUACGCUCUUCGGCAACUACACUUUGCUCAAUGUGUUCUUGGCUAUCGCUGUGGACAAUCUGGCCAAUGCACAAGAGCUGACCAAGGAUGAACAGGAGGAAGAGCAGGCAGCCAAUCAGAAAAUGGCUCUUCAGGCAGCCAAGGAAGUAACAGAGGUCAGCCCACUGUCUGCAGCCAGCCUCUCCAUUGCUGCCGUGACAGUAAACUCUGAGCGUCUUGAUGCAACAGAACACUUUCUGGACUGUAAGGAGCAACAGAAGAACCACAAAGGUUGUAAGUCGGUAUGGGAGCAGCGCACUAGUGAGUUGAGACGACACACCCUGAUGAACAGCAGAGAGGCUCUUUACAAUGAGUUGGACCCUGAAGACCGCUGGAAGGUCUCGUACUCCCAUCACAUUCGUCCCAAUAUGAAGACACACCUGGACCGGCCGUUGGUCGUGGACCCUCAGGAGAACCGCAAUAACAAUACCAACAAAACCCGUCCGGGUGACGGCCAGCCCCAGCGCACUCAUCAGCUCCUGCACAAACAGCCCAACUUCAAUGAGGGGGAGAGUGGAGGAGGAGGGGGAUCUGGGCCCUGGACAGCGUUGGAAAGGGGGGACUCCACAGGAUCCCGUCGGAGUCUUUUAGGCUCUGAGAACCAUGGAGAGGGUAGAGAGUCUCACCGCAGACAUCAGCAUGGCGAGCGCUGCAGCCAGGCCCGCCAACAUCGUAAAGCCGCAGAGGAUGAGGGAGAGGGUAAAGGGAAGAGACAUAGGAAUAAGGGCAGGGAAAGAGGACCUGAGUGUGAGCAUGCAGAUGGAGGAGAGCGGAAACACAGACAUCAUCGCCAUGAGGGCGAAGGAAGAAAAGAGAGAGGGGUCCGGCACCGUACAAGGAAGGAUGGUCAUGGAAGUGGUCUCACUCUCUCCACCACCCGUCCCAUUCAGAAGACUCUGUCCAGGCAGGACAGUCAGUACAGUGAGGACCUGGACAAUGCCAUGAACAACAAGCUUGCCACCCAGCCACCUAGUAACUCCACCCCUCAUGAUAGUCUGCUCAAUCUGGUCAACAGUGCCCACACUGCCAGUCUGGCACACACUGGCAGCGAGAGCAGCCUCAUUCUCACCAACCCUUCCUCUACCACUGCUAAUGUUACCAGCACUGGUCACCUGGGCAUGAACCCCGAUUACACUGCCGUGGACAUUCCCCCGAUGUUCCCCUCCAGUAACGCCAUCCUACAGGUCAAUAAGAAUGCAAACACCGAGCCCCUGCCCAAGAAGGAGGACAUAAAGGGUGAUGAUGAUGAUGAGAAAGAUGAUGGGGGGCCUAAACCCAUGCCACCCUACACCUCAAUGUUCAUUCUGACUACCACCAACCCAUUUCGGAGGUUGUGCCACUAUAUCGUCACGCUCAGAUAUUUUGAGAUGUGUAUUCUGCUGGUCAUUGCAAUGAGCAGUAUUGCCCUGGCCGCUGAAGACCCUGUCUGGCCCGAUUCUCCCCGCAACAAUGUCCUGCGGUACUUUGACUAUGUGUUCACGGGUGUGUUCACCUUUGAGAUGCUCAUUAAGAUGGUAGAUUUAGGUCUUGUCCUGCAUCAAGGCUCAUAUUUCCGUGACUUGUGGAACAUCCUGGACUUUAUAGUGGUUAGUGGUGCCCUGGUGGCGUUCGCCUUCACCGGAGGCAGCGGAGGAAGCAGCAAGGGGAAAGACAUCAGUACUAUCAAGUCCCUGCGUGUGCUCCGAGUACUGCGGCCUCUGAAAACCAUCAAGCGUCUGCCCAAGCUGAAGGCUGUCUUUGACUGUGUGGUGAACUCUCUGAAGAAUGUGUUGAACAUCCUCAUUGUCUACAUGCUGUUCAUGUUCAUCUUUGCUGUGGUGGCAGUGCAGCUCUUCAAAGGCCGUUUCUUCUACUGUACCGAUGAAUCCAAGGAGUUGGAGCGUGACUGCAGGGGCGAGUAUCUUGUCUAUGAAAAAGAUAACGAAGUGCGGGCGCAGAAGCGGGAAUGGAAGAAAUACGAUUUCCACUAUGACAAUGUGCUCUGGGCCCUUCUCACCCUCUUCACCGUUUCUACGGGAGAGGGGUGGCCACAGGUGCUGAAACAUUCAGUGGAUGCGACCUACGAGAAUCAGGGCCCGAGCCCAGGUUACCGGAUGGAAAUGUCCAUCUUUUACGUGGUGUACUUCGUGGUCUUCCCCUUCUUCUUCGUCAACAUCUUCGUGGCUCUUAUCAUCAUUACUUUCCAGGAGCAAGGAGACAAAAUGAUGGAGGAUUAUAGCCUGGAAAAGAAUGAGAGAGCCUGCAUAGACUUCGCCAUCAAUGCUAAACCGCUCACGCGCCACAUGCCUCAGAACAAACAAACAUUCCAGUACCGCAUGUGGGAGUUUGUGGUGUCUCCUCCAUUUGAAUACACCAUCAUGGCCUUGAUUGCCCUCAACACCAUUGUCCUUAUGAUGAAGUAUGAUGGAGCAUCAGAUGCCUAUGAAGCUGUGCUAGCCAACCUGAACAUGGUGUUCACCUCACUUUUCUCCAUGGAGUGCAUAUUAAAGAUCAUUGCCUUUGGAGUUCUGAACUACUUCAAAGACGCCUGGAACAUCUUCGACUGUGUGACUGUACUUGGCAGCAUCACUGAUAUUUUAGUCACAGAGCUAGGGGUAAGUAACAACUUCAUAAAUCUGAGUUUUCUAAGGCUCUUCAGAGCUGCUCGUCUCAUUAAGUUGCUCAGGCAGGGUGAGACCAUACGCAUCCUGCUCUGGACCUUCGUUCAGUCUUUCAAGGCUCUGCCGUAUGUGUGCCUACUCAUCGCCAUGCUGUUCUUCAUCUACGCCAUCAUUGGCAUGCAGCUGUUUGGGAACAUUGCGAUUGAGGAGGAGGGGGAGAGUGCCAUUAACCAGCACAACAACUUCAGGACUUUUUUCCAGGCCCUAAUGCUGCUCUUCAGGAGUGCUACAGGUGAGGCAUGGCAUGACAUCAUGCUGUCAUGUCUGGGAAAGAAGGUGUGUGAUCCUCUCUCUGGUAACGUGGAGGCAGAAUGUGGGAGCGAGUUUGCCUACCUCUACUUUGUCUCCUUCAUCUUCCUCUGUUCCUUUCUGAUGCUGAAUCUGUUCGUGGCUGUGAUCAUGGAUAAUUUUGAGUACCUGACACGUGACUCCUCUAUCCUGGGACCCCAUCACUUGGACGAGUAUGUGAGAAUCUGGGCGGAGUAUGAUCCAGCUGCUUGUGGGCGCAUUCAUUAUAAGGAUAUGUACAGUUUAUUGCGAGUUAUCGACCCCCCUCUGGGCUUAGGCAAGAAAUGUCCUCAUAGGGUGGCCUGCAAGAGACUGUUGCGGAUGGAUCUGCCAGUUGCCGAUGACAACACAGUGCACUUUAAUUCCACCCUUAUGGCCUUAAUCCGAACCGCUCUGGACAUCAAGAUCGCCAAGGGUGGGGAAGGUUUGGCCCUCCUUUUUUCUUUCUUCCCUCAUUCGUUUCUGUUGUUUGAACGGUUGAUGUAUUUGCCUAUAGCUGUUUCAGCGACAGACCUGACAGUGGGAAAGAUCUAUGCUGCCAUGAUGAUCAUGGAGUACUAUCGGCAAAGUAAAGCCAAACGGACACAGGCUGUCCACGAUGAACAGAAUCGAACGCCAUUAAUGUUUCAGCGUCUGGAGCCGCCGUCUCCAAGCCAGGAUGUGGGACAGGGACUUACUGGCCUUCCCGAGACACAACAGCACCCUGCAAAUCAUCUGCCUGUUGAUGACAGGAUCCCGGAGAGCCAAUCAUGGGUGACGGCACGAGCCCAAGAGAUGUCUCAGAAAGCAGGAAGCUGGAGUCCUGAAGGCCAAAACCCAGAUGACACUGCAGAUAACCGCAUACUAUCUCAGACAGUAGAGAUGAGAGAGAUGGGGCGGGACGGGUACUCGGACACUGAGCACUAUCUGCCGAUGGAAGGCCAUGGCAGGGCUGCUUCCAUGCCUCGACUCCCAGCAGACAACCAACAGACUAUCACUGAUAACAGUCCGAUGAAGCGUUCAGCUUCAUCUUUGGGGCAUGGGCGUCAAGGCCGUUCAGUGCGGGGUGAGGACUACGCCAUGGACAGGGUUAUCCCAGAAGAGGGUCACAGACAUGGGCAUCGCCACCGAGACCGCAGUCACCGUGCGUCUGAGCGCUCCCUGAGCCGUUACACUGAUGCUGACACAGGUCUUGGCACUGACCUCAGCACCACCACACAGUCAGGAGACCUGCCAUCCAAGGAGAGGGACCGGGGCCGGGCCAAAGACCGCAAGCACCACCAUCAUCACCAUCACCACCACGGUUCUCUAGAUAAGGAGCACUACGGACAUGAGAGAGAACGAGGGGACUACGGCCACAAACAGUCUAAAGAGAGAGACCGCCGCUGGUCCCGCUCACCGAGUGAGGGCAGAGAGUGCCUGACUCACAGACAGGGCAGUAGUUCAGUAAGCGGCAGUCCAGUCCCCUCCACCUCUGGGACCAGCACGCCCCGCCGCGGCCGGCGUCAGCUACCCCAAACCCCCGCUACGCCCCGACCCCACGUCACCUACUCUCCCGUGGUCCGUAAGCCCAUUGGCGGCACUCCCCCUCCAGGCCAGCAAAACCGACUCCCCGCUCCGUCCUCCCGUCGGUUCAGUCCGCCCGGCCCCGAGCCCCCGCUUCCCCCUCACCACCACCCGUCGCCUCCCCACCACGGCUCUCCUCGCUCCACCCGUCACGCGCACUGGGGCCCCGGCCCUGUGGAGAGCGUGGAGGGUGACGGUUUCUACGAUGACCAAGACUACGAGUUCAAUCACCACAAGCCUCCGUCCUACGAACAAAGCCCUGUGCAGGGCAACCCUCACCCACAUUCCCCCAAGACUUCCCGCCAUAGCACCCCACCUCAGGGCCAGCCACAUCCGCGACGCAUGCCAAAUGGCUACCGUUCACCCUCUCCCCACCCCCACACCCCCACCCACCAGGGAAUUCAUAAGCCUCCUCAUCCCAGAGGGCCCAGGAAGGGCCUCCAUGAACCCUACAGUGAGACUGAUGAGGAUGACUGGUGCUAGCCUCUGGGAUGGGGAGGGGUGAGUCCUUCCACGCUCUCUGGAACGGACUGCCGCCAUGCGGAGCACCAACUCGCGGUGAAACAAUACUCUCACUGGAUUGGCCGAUCUGUCCGGGGAAGCACUAGACAGUGCUCUGAAUGUUCACAGGGGAAAUCAAGGCAUGAUUUGUUUCUUUCUAUUUCUCGUUUCUUUUCCGAUUCCUCUGCUGCCGAGUGUUUCCCUGAAAGUGACGGACCGCUGACAGUGAAUAUGAAGACUUAUGAAUAUGAAAUCCUGUUCUUAGCCUUUUUCUGAAGAAUACAAAAAUUGUUUUGAUAAGGAGGAGGAAUGUCUGAACUUUUUUUCCCAGGACAUUUCACACAGUCCCUCCAGAAAUGAGAUGCUAGGAACUCUAGCACUCAUUUAAAAAAAAAAAAGAAAAGAAGGUGAUCACUUUUUGUUUCACAGAUUUUGACUGGAGAUUUGUUUAUUGCAAAAAUCAGUCCAGAUGCUGGGAAAUGUCGAUGAGUUUUAUCAUCUGUGUUUACUGUUGUUAAUUAUUCCAGUGAGGGGGAGGCAUUUGUCCAUGUGGGUAAGUUGUGGGUGGGAGUUGGAGAUGGACAUAGGUGAACUCACCUGAACUAAAAUAGGAAAGCCCACCCUGCACUUCAGACCCCCAGGCGCAAGUAAGAAGAAUCACAAAAAAAUAAGAAGAAGAAGAAAAAAAAGAAAAAGCUCCUCACUCUUUCUUCUUCUACGGCUUCGUCUUCUGCUUCUCAUUGGAAACCUUGGGAGUUUGAAUCUUCUGUUGCACUGCCCAGCUUUGUUUGAACUCCCAGAAAAUAAAUUCUUUGGAAAUUCUGCAUGAUUAAAAAAAAAAGGAAUAAAAAAA
Molecule: messenger RNA, 7693 nt
Organism: Sinocyclocheilus anshuiensis
Lineage: Eukaryota; Metazoa; Chordata; Actinopteri; Cypriniformes; Cyprinidae
Product: voltage-dependent P/Q-type calcium channel subunit alpha-1A-like
Exons: 48
Coding region: 1-6822 (2273 amino acids)
Biological process (GO): chemical synaptic transmission; calcium ion import across plasma membrane
Cellular component (GO): neuronal cell body; membrane; voltage-gated calcium channel complex
Molecular function (GO): high voltage-gated calcium channel activity
Source: RefSeq, a predicted model, not a curated record